ACAAAAACGCUCAUAGAAAAAAAACCUGUAUGUGUCAGUGAUGCCGUCAUUUCUUUAACGUUUAUUAUUAAAAACUGAGGGCCAAAGGAGGAUUAUUUGGAUUUUUUUUUAAACCAAUCGCUUCGUCUUGAAGCGAUCUCAGGACAUCCGAAAUGUCAGCCAGCGCAGUUUAUGUGUUAGAUCUGAAAGGCAAGGUCCUAAUUUGCCGUAACUACCGCGGUGAUGUGGACAUGUCUGAGAUCGAGCACUUCAUGACGCUGCUGAUGGAUAAGGAGGAGGAGGGCACUCUGUCUCCCAUCCUGGCUCAUGGAGGAGUGCGCUUCAUGUGGAUCAAACACAACAAUCUUUACCUUGUUGCGACCUCUAAGAAAAAUGCCUGCGUCUCUUUGGUUUUCUCUUUCCUGUAUAAAAUCGUGCAGGUUUUCUCUGAGUAUUUUAAGGAGCUGGAGGAGGAGAGCAUCCGAGAUAACUUUGUCAUCAUUUACGAGCUGCUGGACGAGCUCAUGGAUUUCGGCUAUCCGCAGACGACCGACAGCAAAAUCCUGCAGGAAUACAUCACACAAGAGGGGCACAAGUUAGACACAGGAGCGCCACGCCCACCCGCCACGGUCACCAAUGCCGUGUCCUGGAGGUCAGAGGGCAUCAAGUACAGGAAGAACGAGGUUUUCCUGGACGUCAUCGAGUCCGUUAAUCUUCUGGUCAGUGCCAAUGGAAACGUCCUCCGCAGCGAAAUCGUGGGCUCCAUAAAGAUGCGAGUGUUUCUUUCAGGCAUGCCCGAGCUGCGUCUGGGCCUUAACGACAAGGUCCUGUUCGAAAACACUGGACGAGGGAAGAGCAAGUCUGUAGAGCUGGAGGACGUGAAGUUCCACCAGUGCGUACGGCUGUCCCGCUUUGAGAACGACCGCACCAUCUCCUUCAUCCCUCCAGACGGGGAGUUUGAGCUCAUGUCGUACCGUCUUAACACACACGUGAAGCCCCUGAUCUGGAUCGAGUCUGUGAUUGAGAAGCAUUCACACAGCAGAAUCGAGUACAUGAUAAAGGCCAAAUCUCAAUUUAAACGGCGCUCUACAGCCAACAACGUGGAGAUCCAUAUCCCAGUGCCCACAGACGCAGACUCGCCCAAGUUUAAGACCACAGUGGGGAGCGUGAAGUGGGUCCCUGAGAACAGCGAAAUUGUCUGGUCCAUUAAAUCUUUCCCUGGAGGUAAGGAAUACCUGAUGAGAGCACACUUUGGUCUGCCUAGUGUGGAAGCUGAGGAUAAAGAGGGAAAGCCACCAAUUAGUGUGAAGUUUGAGAUCCCCUACUUCACCACCUCUGGAAUUCAGGUACGUUACCUGAAGAUCAUCGAGAAGAGCGGAUACCAAGCUCUCCCAUGGGUACGAUACAUCACCCAGAAUGGAGACUAUCAGCUCCGGACUCAGUAGUAGAACGUCACUCGUCUGCUGCUGUCUGACCCACGUGGACUUGGAUCUGUGUGUGUGUGUGUGUGUGUGUGUGUCUCUCUCUCUCUCUCUCUCUCUCUCUCUCUCUCUCUCUCUGCAAAGUUUGAAAUGACUAAAACUGGUAUCAUGAUAUAGACCUACACGGACGGCUUAUCCAACACACCUGCUCAUUAGGAGCGCUUUCAAAUUACACUUUUGAAUCCUGUUACUGAUUGAUUCAUACGUAAAUUUAAUUUAAGUUAAUGAUUUACGGAGUAAAGUAUUAAGCUAAUCUGAAGUCUCUGAAACGCUGCAGAUGUGUAUCUCAGGCCUGCUCUAGCGCAGACCGUGGGGUUUUUUUGGUUUUUUUCCCUCCCCCUCUCCUCCUUGUGGACCAUCGGUGUCUUUCUGUAUGUUUAUAUGUUCAGAGAUAUUCCUUCUGUUUAUAGUCAAUGGCAGGAAAUCCAUUUUCAUCAUAACCAGUUUAAAACAAUCCUCAGUAGUGUUUCGGUGUAUUAUGUUGGCUGUGUUGAUUAUGUACUGUUUACUAACAGAGGUGGACAAAUCACAAAUUCGUUAACUAGCCCAUCGGACAAGUAAACGCUCUCGUGUGCUGCCCAGGCUUGUAUUUUCGUUGCCCGGAAAACUGAUUGACUGACUAAAGCUGAAAAAGUGGCAUCACUGUAAGCUGGUUAAGUGUAUUAAUACCGGUAUAGACUAUUGUUAACAAACAUUAUCAGUUUUGCACGUUGUUUUUGCAACCAGACAAAAAGUUAGCGAGGCAUUAUGUACGAGAUAUAAUGAUCGGUCCUCGCGUUACGCCGUUUGCCAGAUCGCUCUUCAGCCGAUGUGUGUAGUGCGGCAGGUGGUCGGGUUUUGAAGUAAAUGUGACGGUUACAACAUUUAAGAUGUUUGCACUACAGCAAGCAGUGAAGUUUAAAGAUAUUUACCAAAUAUAAGUAUCCCCCCCGCAAGUUUUUAAACCUACUUCUCUGCUGGGCAACUAUGAAUAAACGAAUAAAGCCUGGGUUUGUACUUGACGUGUGACCUUUUUUUGUGCAUGGCAUGUCCGAGCUGAAACGUCCCCGUCCUACGGGAUUCCAAGUCAAACUGUAAAAUGUUGAACGUUAAUUUUAUGUAUGUACAGCAUGUUAAACGGACAGACGAGCUCGGUUCCACUGAACUUUUCACCGUCGUCGUGAUGGUCGUCAUUAGCCGCGUCUCAAAUCGACUUUAGAUUCAAAAGUAUUUACUAAUCGGGAAAAGCCAAUAGGCUGGACCAUUCAGUAGGCUUCGUGAGAGCAUUUUAAAAUUAAAACACUCGGCGUAAUAAGAAAAGCAGACUCAGUAACUGUGUAGAGCAGUAUGUAUAUGAUUUGUGGUGAUGCGAUGAUGCUAGGUUUUGUUUUUAAGUUAGUAGCGAAUGCAGUGUCACAUGGUGCUAUUCCGCCUCAGCUAUUUACAACGCAGACAUUGAUUUCUGAGGACGUGCGCAGGCGACUGCAGGACACGUAGCAGCCAUCUUGCGCAUAUAAUAUUAUAUAUAAAGCACGUAUGAUUCCGCCUUUACAGCCCGAACGUGAAAUUUGCUUGUCCUGUCUGUCCAGGCGAGUGAUUUGUCCACCCCUGAUUUAAGCACAUUUGAGAAAUUCUUCGUCACCGAUGCUUAAACUCCGCAUAGAGACAGUAUUUUGGUUUAAAAGUCAUUUUAAAGGCCAUCGUUUAGUGUUAGUUACAACACGAGUCAUGAACCUCACAGGUCAAUAAUUUCCUUCACUGUUAUAUUCUCUUGAUUGUAUUUUCAUCCAUCGAUUGUAUACAAUUUUCUGUGUUUUAUUAGGUGUUUUUACAAUGUCAGCCUUUUUUUUUUUUUUUCCAGUAUUAGCAAAUGAGUAGAGCUCAAGAUGUUGGUAUCUUAAUGAUAUCACACUCAUGUUUACCACAAAGCUUGUAUUAUAACGAUGAUGAUGAUGAUGAGGCCAUUGCAAAACCAAAAAUGGUGCUCGCUGCCAUUGCAAGCAACAACAAAACCUGCUCCUCACAUUGUGCCAUGUAGGCUGUAUUAUUAAUUUAAACCUCUGUACACUCUGUUACAACUUAGCAGCAUACGUUACAUGUACAUGUGUUUCUCUGUUGUGAACCCGAUCUGAUUAGUGGGAAGAAGUUUCACUAUCAUGACGAUGCACGAUCUGUACGGUUAGCGAUGGUGCGAGCCACGUACGUACAUGCAUUCUCUUGAAAAUUUCAUGUCCCUUCUCAAAACAAAAUGAAGUUCCUCUUUUUUCAACA
Neoarius graeffei (lesser salmon catfish) is the source of this 3710-nucleotide messenger RNA. RefSeq names its product adaptor related protein complex 1 subunit mu 1 (gene ap1m1). Lineage: Eukaryota; Metazoa; Chordata; Actinopteri; Siluriformes; Ariidae. Gene Ontology annotation, cellular component: clathrin-coated vesicle; clathrin adaptor complex. Gene Ontology annotation, biological process: intracellular protein transport; vesicle-mediated transport. The coding region runs from base 153 to 1424 and encodes 423 amino acids. The record is from RefSeq and is a predicted model, not a curated record. Gene Ontology annotation, molecular function: clathrin-cargo adaptor activity. The transcript is spliced from 12 exons.